UUGACGUCACCGUUAGUUGCGCAUCCCUAAUCAGCUGUUUGUGUGUAAAUUCGCAAUAAAUUCACAAAUUACUUAAAUUCUCUUUAAAUAUUGUUUAACUAGUAGUAAUAAUAUAUCUAAAAAGAUGUCGGAUGACCUGCCGGAGCAGUUCGACCUGGUGGUCAUAGGCACAGGCUUCACCGAAUCCUGCAUCGCCGCUGCGGGCAGCAGAGUGGGCAAGUCGGUGCUACAUCUAGACAGCAAUGAGUUCUACGGGGAUGUGUGGAGCUCCUUCACCAUAGACGCUCUAUGUGCGCGUUUGGAUCAGAAAUCCGAACCCCAUUCGACAUUGCGAAAUGGCAGCUACAACUGGCACACCACGGAAAAAGAAACAGGCGAACAACCUUGGAACAGAGACUCCAUGCUGGCCAAAUCGCGUCGCUUCAGCCUGGAUCUCUGCCCACGCAUCCUGUACGCUGCCGGGGAGCUGGUUCAAUUGCUCAUCAAGUCAAAUAUCUGCCGCUAUGCCGAAUUCCGAGCCGUUGACCAUGUGUGUAUGCGGCACAACGGGGAGAUUGUAUCCGUGCCCUGCUCCCGCAGCGACGUCUUUAACACCAAGACGCUGACCAUUGUUGAGAAGCGGCUUCUAAUGAAGUUCCUUACAGCCUGCAAUGACUAUGGCGAGGACAAGUGCAACGAAGAUUCUUUGGAGUUCCGUGGGCGCACGUUCCAGGAGUACCUGCAGGCGCAGCGGGUGACCGAAAAGAUAUCAUCGUGCGUGAUGCAGGCCAUCGCGAUGUGUGGCCCCACCACCAGCUUCGAGGAGGGUAUGCAGCGCACGCAACGAUUUCUUGGCAGUUUGGGUCGCUAUGGCAACACACCCUUCCUGUUUCCCAUGUAUGGCUGCGGCGAACUGCCGCAGUGUUUCUGCCGACUGUGCGCCGUAUAUGGUGGCAUUUAUUGCCUGAAGAGAGCUGUUGACGACAUUGCCUUGGACUCCAGCUCGAAUGAAUUCCUGUUGAGUAGCGCAGGGAAAACGCUGCGAGCAAAGAAUGUGGUCUCUGCCCCUGGAUAUCCACCAGUUUCAAAGGGCAUCGAGAUGAAGCCUCACAUCUCACGGGGCUUGUUCAUAUCAUCCAGCCCCUUGGGAAACGAGGAGUUAAAUAAGGGCGGUGGUGGUGUGAAUCUUUUGCGAUUGCUCGAUGCCGAUGGAUCACGAGAAGCCAUCUUAAUUCAACUGGCGCAUUACACAGGAGCCUGCCCUGAGGGAUUGUACAUCUUUCACUUAACCACGCCCGCUGUAAGCGAAGAUCCUGCGGCUGAUCUAGCUGUUUUUACUAGCCAACUCUUCGAUCACUCUGAUGCACAAAUAAUAUUUAGCUCAUAUUUCACAAUUGUAGCCCAGUCCAAUAAAAGUGUCGCUGCCGAGCACAUUCACUACACAGAUACCCCAACCUAUGAGUUGGAUUAUGACGCGGCCAUCGCUAACGCUCGCCACAUAUUUGGUAAACUCUUCGCGGAUGCUGACUUUCUGCCACGAGCCCCAGAUCCAGAAGAGAUAGUGGUCGAUGGCGAAGAUCCCAGUGCCUUGAACGAACACAGUUUGCCCGAGGAUUUGCGUGCACAGUUGCAGGAUAUGCAACAGGCAACUCAGGAAAUGGAUAUACAAGACUAGAUACAAUUGAGAAUUAAAUCAAAGAAGGGACCUUUUCUGUCCUUGAAUAUCAUAAGACACGAGCUGACCAUUUUCUUAUUAAACAUUUCAAAAUUAAUAGGUCAAGAGAAAUUUUAAUCGAUUGUAUACAAUUUUUUGCUUCAUAUAUUCCUAUAUAUUUAUUGUGUAAAUUAUUUAUAAUUGCUAAAAGUACUAGGUAUAUAUAAAUGUUUAUAUGUGAGUGCUUCUGUGCAUUUUGCUUUGAGAAAUAUACUUUCGAAAAAUAUGCAUUCCAAUGCGUAUAAAAA
Molecule: messenger RNA, 1941 nt
Organism: Drosophila rhopaloa
Lineage: Eukaryota; Metazoa; Arthropoda; Insecta; Diptera; Drosophilidae
Gene: Rep
Product: rab proteins geranylgeranyltransferase component A
Exons: 3
Coding region: 125-1654 (509 amino acids)
Biological process (GO): small GTPase-mediated signal transduction; vesicle-mediated transport; intracellular protein transport
Cellular component (GO): cytosol; nucleus; Rab-protein geranylgeranyltransferase complex
Molecular function (GO): GDP-dissociation inhibitor activity
Source: RefSeq, a predicted model, not a curated record